Molecule: messenger RNA, 2037 nt
Organism: Penicillium olsonii
Lineage: Eukaryota; Fungi; Ascomycota; Eurotiomycetes; Eurotiales; Aspergillaceae
Source: the annotation of a GenBank genome assembly
AUGGUUACCUCGCGCCGUCGUAACGGCAAGCCAGCGUCCUGCGAGCCGUGUCGCCGAGACAAAGUCCGCUGCGACCAUGCAUUGCCAGUGUGUACCCGCUGCAGGGAUCGUGGGGUCUCUCAGCGAUGUUUCUAUCACCCAGCACCUCUCACACGGCCAAAAGGCCGUCGAAUCUUUCCGCUAACAGAGGGUGUGCCUUUUGAUCGAGCACCGUCCACCCGGAACCACCACUCGAAUGAAGCAUCUUUUCAUUCGUAUGUCGCAAACGGGGCGCAAGAAGCCUCAUCCAGGCCCGCCGCCCGUACCCAACCACUUCUGCCGGGCUAUUUUGGCCCGACGAGUUUCGUGUCUCCUCUAACAGAGGAUGUCAAUCUAUCCGAUCGACAAAGUCUGAAUCUUAAUGUGGAGUCCCCACAAAGAGUACUCCCGCCGUAUUGGGUUCAUAAAAUCUCCGAAGUUCUGUUGACUCUGGGCGAUUUUACCACCGUGGAAGCUCUGCUUCGCGAAUAUUAUGCCUUGAGUCAGAGCGCUGUAAUCGCAGCGCCCUUUAUCUUAAACAGCAUCGAACCGAUGAAACUGACGUGCAAGGACAGUAUAUCAAACCAAAACCUGGAUGAUCUGGCGUCCUCUAUAACUGUGCGCAUUAUCCAAAACACAUCGGAGAUCUUUGAGAUUCCACAAUCGAUCAAGGGUCGGGACUUUCAUACCCUUUUCACUGGCCCUUCCAUCCGCCUUGAAAUCGUUGGGAUAUUGUGCGGCCUUGCGGGUCGAGCGAGAUACCUUGGCCUUGCCCGUGACAAGUUCGAUGAUAACCAGACUUCAAGGUCCCAAUAUGCACGCAAAAUGCUGGCAGCGUGUGAUGCCGCACUAUACAUAUGCAAGAUUCUGACGCCACUAAACGACCUCACCAUUUGGCUAGUGCAUGAGAAUCUCUUGUUGUCAGAUUUGGUCAACGGCGACUCGAGCCCCUCUUGUUGGAAUCGCCUCGGCGAGCUUUCAACCGAUAUAUUCGCGCUCGGUCUCCACCGCGAUAUGAAGAACACAAGCGAUGUACCAGAGUUCUUACUCGAAACCCGUCGACGGCAAUUUGCGGCCGCUUACCAACUGGAUAAAAGCAUCGCUACAUUCCUAGGAAGACCACCGCGGAUGCCAUGGCGGUAUGCGGACUGUCGCAUGCCUCUCGACAUCAGUGACGAGGCACUGGCCACUGAUAAUAUGGUACUCGACUACGCCCACGAUUACAUCGAUGAAAAUGGCUGGAGUCUUCACGGGGUCGUUCAAAGAUCAUCAUGGAUGCGAGUCCGUUUCAUUGUGAGCACAUUCCGAGACGAAAUUCUCGAAGUGUCACUCCGGAAAUUGACGCCUGAUAUGGAGGACAUGCUCGAGGACAUUUCUCGACGCUGCCAUCUGGCAUGGGAAGCCCUGCCUAAUCAUCUACGAUACACCCCGCAAUGCUGGGAUGGCGCCCCUGCGGCCGUGUGCUUGAUGAUGAUUAUCUCCCACCUUGCGUAUCUGUACAACGACUUCCUCAUCCAGAGACUGAUAGCCGGGAAGGCCAAUCCCAGAGGAAACACUGCACUAUUGGCCGUGAGCGCUGAAAUCCUGUCAACGGUACUGACCUUAGGGACGCAGCGUGAGCAGAUGGUCGACCUGCGGCCCGACUUUACAUGGACGGUCCUUCUCUACGGAUUCCCAAGCGCCAGUUUGCUCAUCAAAGCCCUUCAGCACCAAAAGCGCACCGGCGAGCCAUUCCUCUACGAGUCCUCCCGAUCAGCACUUAUUCGGAACUUGAGUGUGUUCAUUUCACAUCUUGAGUCGAUUGCUGGUCCCGAUAACGCUAAUUACGCCCUGUUUCAACAUGCGAGUAAGGUUUUCUCGAAGAUCAUCGAUGAGAUCUUGGAGCCGCAGUCUGUACUUCCUGAUGCGAAUCUUGGUGACUCUUCUAUGAUCAAUUUUGAUUCCUUGAUUGAAGUUGAUGGGCUGGAUCUUUUCAACAGCAUGGAUUUUGGUGUUGCUUUUAAUCAAUGGCUGUUCUAA